Molecule: messenger RNA, 981 nt
Organism: Colletotrichum karsti
Lineage: Eukaryota; Fungi; Ascomycota; Sordariomycetes; Glomerellales; Glomerellaceae
Product: transesterase
Exons: 5
Coding region: 1-981 (326 amino acids)
Source: RefSeq, a predicted model, not a curated record
AUGCAAUUCUCCAAGGAGCUCGUCGACAUCUUCCGCAAAUCUGAGGGCCAACCCCUCCCUCGCGUCACACUUGGUGCUGUGACCAUAGAUGUUCACUCCACAGACUCUCUUCACUUUGCCGAGUCUUUCGAAGACGGUGAAAACUCCACUGACAAGAAGGGUACCGACGCCGUUCAUUGGAUCGCUUCAUGCACCAAGUUCAUUGCGACCAUUGCUGUGAUGCAGUGUGUCGAGCGAGGCCAACUCAAGCUCGAUGAGGACAUCUCAACUGUUCUUCCCGAGUGGAAGAACCCCAAGGUUCUGGUCGGUUUCGACGACGCCAACGAACCUCAGUUUAGACCUUCGAAGAGGGUUAUCACAUUGAGACAUCUAUUGACGCACUCGAGCGGUAUGGCCUAUGUCUUCAUGCAUCCGUUGCUGGAGAAGUACAAUGAGGUCAAAGGAAUUGACAGGUCUCCCAUCGUGGAAACAAACAGGGAGUCGUUCCAUCCCUUCUUGGUUUUCGAGCCUGGUGAACAGUGGAUGUACUCUCCUGGCAUUGACUGGGCAGGUUUGAUGGUUGAGCGUGUCAACGGGGGUAUGAGACUGGGGGAGUACAUGCAGAAGCACAUGUUCGACCCCCUGUCUAUCCGAGACAUCACUUUCCAUCUUGAGCAGCGGGAGGAUCUGCGAUCCAGACUCGUGAAGCUGUGGGAGCGGGACGGAUCCAAUCUCAAGGAGAAGCAUGACCUUUGGUGGCCUGAUCCCGCUGUUGACGACAUGGGAGGUGGCGGCAUCUACACUACCGUCACCGAGCUACUCAAGCUCUACAAAGGCUUCCUCCAGGGCAAGCUUCUUCGGCAGGAGACCAUGGACGAGAUGUUCAGGCCUCAGCUUGAGAAUCGCAAGGGACUCGACAAGCCUGGUGAUUACGGUCUGGCAAACCGCAACGCGAUCUACAACGCCGUUCCCGAUGACGUGUCCUGCAACUUUGGCCUGUGA